Lacerta agilis (Sand lizard) is the source of this 1313-nucleotide messenger RNA. RefSeq names its product SLX1 homolog A, structure-specific endonuclease subunit (gene SLX1A). The transcript has 7 exons. Gene Ontology annotation, cellular component: Slx1-Slx4 complex. Gene Ontology annotation, biological process: double-strand break repair via homologous recombination. NCBI's taxonomy places the organism in Eukaryota, Metazoa, Chordata, Lepidosauria, Squamata, Lacertidae. The record is from RefSeq and is a predicted model, not a curated record. The coding region runs from base 495 to 1292 and encodes 265 amino acids. Gene Ontology annotation, molecular function: crossover junction DNA endonuclease activity; 5'-flap endonuclease activity.
GGGGACAGAAAAAUGGGGUGCAGUGCAUGAUGGGAAACUGCGGAUAGGCUAAGGCGGAGCAUGAUGGCAAAGGGAGGGACCUCUGUUUGAAAGGCGCAGGGCAUGAUGGGAAAUGCUGAAGCAAAAACUAUAUUCCUGGGGGAAAUACAGCGCUAGGGCAGCGUCCAGCUCUCCUUUGGUAGUGCUCCGGUGUGCUGCAUGGCAGGCAGAGGUUCAGUAGGUGCAGCUCUCCCCUCUAUGGCAAUAAAGAACCCUCGUUGGGCCGCUCUUCCUCCAAGAACUGUGUUGACAAGCAGCAGCCCAACAUGUCCAAGUCUCCCCUCCAUGGAGAGGCAGUGAUGCUGGAUUUCUUCCCUGCACCUAUCUCUUGAAAAGGAGCCCUGCCAGGAUAAGAGGCGGCAGCCCUAUACUGAGCGGCGUGGAAAACGGGAAGGCAUCGGAGCAAAGGAAGAGCAGAGGUCUGCUCGGACGUGCUUGAGCCCUUGGCGGUCGCCAUGGUGGUGGAAGUGUGCAACUUCUUUGGGGUCUACCUUCUGUACUGCACCAACCCUCGUUACCAUGGCCGAGUCUACGUCGGCUUCACUGUCAAUCCCGAGCGACGCAUCAAUCAGCACAACGGCGGGAAGCGACGCGGUGGGGCUUGGAAGACAAGUGGCCGUGGUCCCUGGGACAUGGUGCUGAUCAUCCACGGUUUCCCUUCUGAUGUGGCUGCUCUGCGGUUUGAGUGGGCUUGGCAGCAUCCGCACUCCUCCCGCCGCCUCACUCACGUGACCAGGCGCACUUCACGGGAGCGUCAGUUUGACUUCCACCUGCGUGUCUUAGCCCACAUGCUCCAAACUGCUCCUUGGUGCCGUCUGCCCCUCACCAUUCGCUGGCUCAAGCAGGAAUAUUGCAGGGACUUCCCUGCAGGCUUGGAACCUCCGCUACACAUGCCGGUGGCCUUUGGGCAGGUCCGAGCUGUCAAGACCAAGGGGGUGAAGGCUUCAGAGGUGAAUGUGGCUACUCCAAAACGCUGCAGCAUCUGUCUGAAAAAAAUCCAGGAUGGUGACAAUGACAUCCCCUUGCACUGCUUCCACCCUGGCUGCACCAUGGCUGCUCAUAUGACUUGUUUGUCUCGGGCUUUCCUAGAGAAAGAGCCACUUCACUUCCUGCCAAUCGAAGGGCAAUGCCCAGGCUGCAAGAAUCUUGUGCUCUGGGGGGACCUGGUCCGUCACCAUAAAGGCUGUUACGGCAACCUAGAAGCUGAUCCCACCUCCUCCCAGGAGCAUUGGACUAAUGAGCUGCAGCUGUGAAGGAGGAGUCCUGUGCUUUUG